Messenger RNA from Trichechus manatus latirostris (Florida manatee), 1360 nucleotides. It is a transcript of the gene ALYREF, whose product is annotated as Aly/REF export factor. Gene Ontology annotation, molecular function: mRNA binding. Gene Ontology annotation, biological process: mRNA export from nucleus. NCBI's taxonomy places the organism in Eukaryota, Metazoa, Chordata, Mammalia, Sirenia, Trichechidae. The coding region runs from base 95 to 1060 and encodes 321 amino acids. The record is from RefSeq and is a predicted model, not a curated record. Gene Ontology annotation, cellular component: nucleus. The transcript has 7 exons.
AGGCCUCGGCUCCAGAAGGCCCCGCGCGGCGAAGGAAGUGACGCUGCGGCGUGCUGACGCGCGGGCUCGAGCCGAGGCCGAUUCCGCGCCCGCCAUGGCCGACAAAAUGGACAUGUCUCUGGACGACAUCAUCAAACUGAACCGGAGCCAGCGCGGCGGCCGUGGCGGGGGCCGGGGCCGCGGGGGCAACCGGACAGCGGCCUCCGGGGCAUGGACGGAGCGAGCCGGACGGGAGCGGCCCGAGGCUGGGCCCAGCCCGGGGGCGGAGGGGGACCGAAGGAGCGGUCCGACCGGGCCGGCGGGUGCCGGCACCCGUGAGGUGGUGGGCGGGGGCGAGGGCACGCGACCCGGGCCGACACCGGAGGCAGAGACCUUCCCCGGACCUUUGUCUCACCCGGGCGCCGGGGCCUCGUGGCGGCCAGGAGCGGAGGGAACGCCGGGUGCGGCGGCGGCGGGAACAAGGGAAAGGCCUGGAGUGAGAUUGACCGACCUGUUUCUGUUCUUGUGGGCUUUUUUUCGUCUUCAGCCGAAACAACUACCAGACAAAUGGCAACACGACCUUUUCGACAGCGGCUUUGGGGGCGGUGCUGGCGUGGAGACCGGUGGGAAACUGCUGGUGUCAAACCUGGAUUUUGGAGUGUCAGACGCUGAUAUUCAGGAACUCUUUGCUGAAUUUGGAACUCUGAAGAAGGCCGCCGUGCACUACGACCGGUCUGGCCGGAGUUUGGGAACAGCAGACGUGCACUUUGAGCGGAAGGCGGACGCCCUGAAAGCGAUGAAGCAGUACAACGGCGUCCCGCUGGAUGGCCGUCCCAUGAACAUCCAGCUGGUCACGUCACAGAUCGACACACAGCGGAGACCUGCACAGAGUAUAAACAGAGGCGGCAUGACUAGAAACCGUGGCUCUGGAGCUUUUGGCGGCGGCGGCACCCGGAGAGGCACCCGUGGGGGCAGCCGGGGACGAGGUAGAGGAACCGGCAGGAGUUCGAAGCAACAGCUUUCCGCAGAGGAGUUGGACGCCCAGUUGGAUGCUUAUAAUGCCAGGAUGGACACCAGCUAAACAGACUCACGGAUCCGUGCACGAAACAGGACCCAGACCUCUCGCCCGUGCUCCCUGGCGGGAGGGAGGGUGUUCGGCCGCAGCUGGGUAGCCAAUGAUGGUUUCGUUUCUUUUAUGUUUUAAAAUAGGAUUUAAAAACUCAUGUAAAGGUUUUUUCUUUCUUUUUUUUUUUUUUUUUAAAUUCUGAAGCAGACCUGUUUUGUACCGAGUUAUUUUUGGGAUAAACUUUACUGGUUGCUGUUGUGGGGAAGGUGUUAUUUUCACCUUUGCCAUAAUAAAAUAGAACUGUGUGUAGAACUG